Haliotis rubra (blacklip abalone) is the source of this 1773-nucleotide messenger RNA. RefSeq lists its product as uncharacterized. Gene Ontology annotation, molecular function: wide pore channel activity. NCBI's taxonomy places the organism in Eukaryota, Metazoa, Mollusca, Gastropoda, Lepetellida, Haliotidae. The record is from RefSeq and is a predicted model, not a curated record. Gene Ontology annotation, cellular component: membrane.
AAGUCGGUCGCUAGACAGUGUUAUCACGUCGUGACAAGGCAGGUAGAGUGUAAUCUGUAGAUAAGACCCCAGUCUCCAACACCGCUUUGAGUGAGGUCAUAAUGGUAUCCUUGCUGACGUCAUUGUUGGUGGUGAGCGUGUCGGCAAGUCAGCCUGGAGUGGAAUUCGUGGGCGUUGGUUACAACCUGCUUACCGCCAACCCAGACGGAGGGGACAGCGUCUUAGGGGGAGUCGACCCGGGCAUUCUCUACACCAGGAAGGUAUUUGACAUCACCCCUGGCAACAACCCACCGGAAGUCGUGGUAGAGAAGCGUCACAGCUGCGUGCACAUCCAGGAGAAUCACGUGUUCUACGGCAGCAAAUCGUACCAGGAUAAACUGGGCCUAGACGUCAAGUCUUCUGGUGGAGUAAGCGCCGUUCUAGCUAAGUUCGCCUUCACUCUCAGUGGACGUUACCAGCAUGCCCGUGAGGAGACCAAUCAGAACCACCAGGUGUUCCUGGACAACCAGAACGUGUGUAACCUAGGACGGGCGAGAUACGCGGAUGAACUGGCGCAGUCGUUGGGCUUCUCAGUCAGUAGGAACUUUGCCGCUGCCGCUUGUCGACUGCCGUCUGUGUACGAUGAGGAAAACUACAUGGAUUUCAUAGACCAGUGGGGCACGCACGUGACGAUGGAGGUGGAGCUGGGGAGUAGGCAGAUCAAGAGGUACAAGAGCACUCUCAGUCAGUUUGUCGAGCAUGUCCGGAAACAGGGUGGUGCCGACAUCUCCCUGGGAGGAUCCUACAUGGGGUACGGGGCCUCCCUUGCUGUCAACUUUGAGAAGUUCAAGGGCAGUGACAGCUACAAACUGCAGUUUGGGGACUUCCAGUACACGCUCGAGGCAGGAACCCCGGAACUUCCAGAACCUAUCGGGGUCAAGGUCGUUACCAUUGACACGGCCUUCAACUCUAAAUACUGGCAGAAAAUGGAUGACUUCAUACGUGGCCUUCAGUGUAAGGAUGGGAUGGACACAAUGGCUCUUGGUAAUCGUCAGGCGAACAUUGCAAGGGCGCUGCAGGGCUACGCUGCCUACAAAAUGGCACAAGGACCAACCGAUCCCCAGCUGAUAAUCCCUGUGACGUGGCCCCAGGGUACAUAUGGGCUUAUGAAGGCGAGGACUGGAUGCCCGGGGGGCCGGGUCACGUGGCAUGAGGGAUGGAGGUACGAGGACUUCGAGGACGUCAUGACUCACAACCACGCGUCUGGACAGCUUCACCUAGCGGGGUCAUUUGGAGACAACAUACGCUUCGACUUCUGCAUGAAGGGUGAUGUAAAGUCUACCGACUUCGACAUGGUGUGGCCUGCUGGAGAUUACUGCAUCCUCAAGUACGGAAACUGUCCUUCCGAUUUCCAGGAAGGGUGGGUAUACUGGAAUGACGAAAGCCAUAACAACAAAAACAAUGCAGGUGGCGCCCUCCCUGACGGCGUCUACAAUGCCAACACGCGGAUCAACUACUGCUGCCGGGACGACGGACUUCCAGUCCACGACAUCGCUCUCCCUACGACCAAGCCUUUCUUCCUCCUCAAGUACAACCGAGGGUGUCAGCACGUCAGUGGGAUGACCCUGGCGGAGGAAUACGUACAGACCGACACUGAGGACGUCUGGGGUGACAACUCACGCGGAGGAGCACAUCCGUACUUCGACGGUGGCAAAAAUCCCAGAAUGCACUACUGCUACUAUGCACCAAAAGCAAAGGUUUCCCUGAUUGGAUGAAAUAAAUCGCACAGUUUGA